GCAAGGGCAGCCCGUGUCGUCAGCAUCGCGCUCUUUUGCUUGAGCAAGUCACCCUGAGCCCAGGAAGCAAAACAUGGUGGAGUUACUUAAAACAACAACAACAAAAAAACGCUAUAAAGUUCAGUUGUAGCCACUUUAUUGCAACACAACUCUGGAAAAUAAGUGUAAUAUGUUGCGCCCAAUUCUCACAGCAAACGAACUUACUUCAGCGGUAGAAUUUCAAUGACAACAUUUAGCUAACUUUUCAGUGCCGCUAAUGCUAACGGCUAACGCGCUAGCAGCAAGGAAAGAAGAAUACAGAAAGAGGGCCGUCAGCAGGUUUUAACUAAGAUCAUGGCAUCAGGUUCAAUGGGAUAUUUUAUGAUAUGGAUAUGGACCAGUUCAUUUCCGUGAAGAAAGGGUGGACCUUGACAGCAAACAAGUGGUGCUGCUGAAUUCUAAAGAGACUCAGGCUGAGCUGGGCUGGACAUCGUAUCCCCCCAAUGGAUGGGAGGAGAUUAGCGGCGUAGAUGAGAAGUACAAGCCAAUCCGGACGUACCAGGUGUGCAACGUGAUGGAGCCCACGCAGCAGAACAACUGGCUGCAGACAGGCUGGGUGGCGCGGCGAGGCGGCCAGCGCAUUUUCGUGGAGCUCCAGUUCACGCUGCGUGACUGCAACAGCAUCCCCGGUGUGGCGGGCACCUGCAAGGAGACCUUUAACCUUCUCUACGUCGAGUCGGACAGAGAUCUCGGCGGCGUGACCCGAGAAGACCGCUACACAAAGAUCGACACCAUCGCUGCCGAUGAGAGCUUCACGCAGGGCGACCUGGGCGAGAGAAAGAUGAAGCUGAACACGGAGGUGCGUGAGAUCGGCCACCUCAACCGCAAGGGCUUCCACCUGGCUUUCCAGGAUGUCGGCGCCUGCGUGGCCCUAGUGGCCGUGCGGGUGUACUACAAACGCUGCCUGGCAACCGUCCAGAACCUGGCAGUGUUCCCCGACACUGUGGCCGAGGCGGCCUUCGCCACGCUGGUCGAGGUGCGCGGCACCUGCGUCAACAACUCUGAGGUUGACACAGACAGCCCUCCCAGGAUGCAUUGCAGCGCCGAGGGGGAAUGGCUGGUGCCUAUUGGGAAGUGCAGCUGCAGCGCCGGCUACGAGGAGGGACACAGCAGCUGUGAAGCGUGUCCCCCUGGCUCUUACAAGAUGUCCUCCAGGCAGCAGGAGUGUUUUCCCUGCCCGGCCAACAGCGUCGCAGAGGAGGAAGGAUCUGUGGUGUGUGUGUGUGAGGAGGACCACUUCAGAACCCCGCUGGACACACCCUCAGCGCCAUGCACAAGGCCCCCUUCCCCACCCCGAGACUUGGUCUACACCCUGAAGCAAUCCACUCUGAUCUUGGAGUGGGCUGCACCGUCCGACACAGGAGGCAGGGCGGAUCUGACCUACAGCGUGGCGUGCCGGAGGUGUGUCGGGAGGCAGUGCGAGCCGUGUGGGGCGAGCGUCGGCUUUGUGCCUCAACAGGUGGGCCUGACGGAAAGAACCGUGACCGUGGUCAACCUUCUCCCCAACACCAACUACACGUUUACGGUAGAAGCCUUGAACGGAGUGUCGGAGCUGCUGCCCAAAAAGAGGUUCUACACCCAGGUCAACGUGUCAACGAGCCUGCCUGCACCGUCGCUGAUCAGUGCGCUGCGAGCAGAGAAGAUCGAGCAGAAGAGCAUAACAUUGGUGUGGAGGGAGCCCUCCUACCCGAACAGCAGCCGCACUGAAUAUGAGGUCAAAUACUACGAGAAGGAACAAAAGGAUCAGAGUUAUUCUACUGUGAAGACUGCCGCCACACGGAUCAGUGUCAACAACCUCAAACCUGGCACCACAUACGUCUUCCUCAUCCGCCCUUUCUCCACGCCGGCCCCCUCCUCAUCCUUGUCCUCCUCCCCCCCUCUCUCAUCCUCCUCCUCCUCAUCCUCCUCUGCUUCUUCCUCCUCUACUUCAUCGUCCUCCUCUUCGUCAUCGUCGUCCUCCUCCUCCUCCUCUCCGCCGCCCAUCGACUACGGAGCGUACAGCGCUCCCCUGGAGCUGCAGACACUUGGCGAGUUGGCGCUGGCGUCCAGUGAACAGAGUCCGGUGGUGAUCAUCGUCGUCGUGUCCGUGGCCGCCCUCAUCAUGCUGCUCUCCAUGGGAGCUGGACUGCUAAUCUGGAGGAGACAAUGCGGAUACAGCAAAGCUUCUCAAGAGGGAGACGAGGAACUUUACUUCCAGUUUAAGAUCCCAACACGGAGGACCUACAUUGACCCAGAGACAUGCGAGGACCUGUUGCAGGCCGUGCACGCCUUUGCCAAGGAGCUGGAUAACUCGAGCAUCAAGAUAGAGAGAAUUGUGCACACAGGCGACUUUGGGGAGGUGUGUCGCGGUUGCCUGAAGUUGCCCAGUAAGAGAGAGCUGCCAGUGGCCAUAAAGACGUUAAGGGCCGGAUGCUCUGACAAACAGCGUCGCUCCUUUCUCAGCGAGGCCGGCAUCCUGGGGCAGUUCGACCACUCCAACAUCAUCCGACUGGAGGGCGUCAUCACCACUGGUAACACCAUGAUGAUCAUAGUGGAGAGCAUGUCUAAUGGAGCAUUAGAUUCCUUCCUUAGGAAACACGAGGGCCAGCUGAGUGUAAUGCAGCUGAUGGAUAUGCUGACUGGGGUGGCAUCAGGGAUGAAGUACCUCACUGAAAUGGGCUUCGUCCACAAACGGCUGGCUGCACACAAGGUGCUGGUUAACUCCAACCUGGGCUGCAAAGUAUCUGGCUUCAGACCUCUUCAGGACGACAAGAUUGAGGCCAUCUACACCACACUGCAUGGCGGUAAGAGCGUGGUGCUGUGGACCGCUCCCGAGGCCAUCCAGUACCAUCGCUUCUCCUCUGCGUCAGAUGUCUGGAGCUUUGGCAUUGUGAUGUGGGAGGUCAUGUCCUACGGAGAGAGACCCUACUGGGAUAUGGGCAACCAGGAUGUGAUCAAGGCCAUCGAGGACGGUUUCAGGCUCCCGGCUCCGGUGAACUGUCCUCCGCACCUCCAUCAGCUGAUGCUGGACUGCUGGCAGAAGGAGAGGACAGAGAGGCCCACCUUCAGCCAGAUCCACUCAGCCCUCAGCAAGAGCAUCCGCUCCCCUGACGGCAUUGGUUCCUCCACCCUGGCACGCAGAACCCUGAGUUCAUCCAUCACGCUAGCAGAGAGGCCUCUCCCCUCCUUCCCGUCGUUUAACUCGGUGGGAGAGUGGCUGGACGCCGUGGACAUGGGCCGAUACAAGGACAACUUCACCGCUGCAGGAUACUGCUACUUGGAGUCCGUGGCAAGAAUGACUGUGCAAGACGUACUGAGCCUUGGCAUCACUUCCCUUGAGCACCAGAAGCUGAUCCUGGCUGCCAUCCAGACCCUCAGAGCCCAGGUCAUCCAAAUGCACGGCCGCGGUGUGCAGGUCUAACAAAGAGUCGACACACCCAGUCUCACGCUGCUGCUGCAGACCUAUGAGCAUGUGCAGAUGGAUGAUGGGGUGGAGAAGAGGAGAGAACGGAAGGAAAGACGAGCAGAUCUUUCAGCCAACUGCACUCCUCUAUCCGUUCGUCCUUCCCACACUUCCUCAUGCCUUCCUUGAUUCCUUACUUCCUUUUUUUCUAUCAGUCCCCCUCAGAGACAAGCGGUGUUGCUGUUGCGAUUGAGGGGGGGUAGCUGAGGAGUGAUGUCAUGUGACCUUUUUUUGUGACUUCUAUCUGCACUUCAGUAACUGUGUCAGCUCCAUCUCACUGGUUCUGGAUCAGUGCGUAAAGACAAAUGAAAUACUGUCUGUAGCAGGACGGGCUCUGUCUGAAGCUGACCUCUGAAAGCUGCGGGUGGGCGGCCCAGAUGAAGCCAACAUGCCGGUUAUGGACUAGCGCUCAAAGAAAUGUUGACAUUUUGGGUGGAAUUUCCCUUUACCACAACAUUGAAUCACUGAAGACAGUAUAUAGUCAAAGUCAGGAACAAUUUUACUGACCUUGGAUCAAAUUACUCUCUCCUCAGAACUGGCACAGCUGAUUUCAAAUCAAACAGGAAGCGAUUGACUUUACCGGGAUAAUCAUAUCAUCGUGUGUCAGAGCUGAUCUCGUAUCAGGCAGGCGGAGGAACACUUGUGAAGAUUAAACAUGGCUGGAAUGUAAACUGCGGUUUCAGAGCAGCAGCUUGAGAAGACUGUGCUGUCCCAUGUAGAAGGUCCAGUGAGGCUGAGUUUGGACGGUGGAUGAGGCCUCAAAAGCAUACAGUGUAGUCCUAAAUGCAGCAUAUGAAGAGUGCUGAUGGGGUGAUGGAGCUGCAGUAAGCUGUGGGUGGUGACAUAAUGUACAUUCAGGAACAUCAGCCUGCUUUUUUUUUGUCUGUGGGGCCGCUGAUAAAGGAGAAAAGCUGCAGGAUACAACUGUAAAGUGAAAGGUUCAAAACGUGCGUUUGAUUGUUCAUUUAUUUAUUGUAUGUCGCUGUCUGCUCUUGAUUCUAUUUUCUGUAUUUCUUUUACCUUCCUCUCGCCUUCCCCAUGCUUUGAAGUUGUUUUCUAUGUGCAUUUAAAACGUCCAAUUUUUCCUUUUUUUUUUUUUUAGCCUGCUGGAUGUCAUCUCGGUAACAUAAUCCUCCUCUCCAAAGCCUCCCUCACUACCAUAUUUAAUACUCUGUGUAGAGCACAGGCGAACUCUGGAAGAUGAUUCAGAUAUUUAUCCAUAUUUAUUUAUGUUUACACACUGCAACACAAAUCUCUCUAGAAAAGAGGUUAGGAUCAUUUAUUUAUUCAACUAGUAUUUAAAAAAAACUGUUGAGAAAAAGCAGUUAUCUCCUCUUGUUUUGUUUUGUUUUGUUUUUUUGUCCAGUUGAUUAUAUGAUUGUGAGUUUCUGCCUGAACAGAUUAGUUGUUUUAGUACACAGGAAGUGAGAGGAACACUGGAGGAUUUCUACUGUCAGCACACAGUAUCUGUGUAUUCUCGAGCACUGGAUUUGAUACGGUUAAUUCUUUUUGUCCAUGAUCUCUGGGUUUGCUGUAUACAUUACAGUGAGUGUGUUGCAGCAUGGAUACAGUAUUAAGGAAUGUCAUGUGGGCUUCUUUUCUUUGUAGCUGUUGGCUUAUCAUGUUUAAUUUUGUGUUGCUGUUAAUAUCAUGCUAUGCCAUACUUUGUGGUUGCACUUUCUUUUUUCCCAGGUAAUUCCCACAGUUUUCUCUGUACAGUGAUCUGCCCCUCGCCUUUUACGUCAUAUUUCAAUACCGGAGACUUGAAGGAAGAAUUUUAUCGGGGCAUUAUUUGAUUAUCAUACGGCUUCACGAUAGAAGGUACGUGCAUUUUUGACUGGAAUAUUGUAAUUGGUUUGUAUUUGGUAUUUUUUGGUUUGGUUUAUGUUUUAUCCGCUCAUACUCUCCUCCUCUCUUUCUCUGUAACGGUUUUGUCAAAUGAAACAAACUCAUAUGUGCUCAUAGUUAUCGCUCACAUGUUAACAUAGCUGAAGAAACACGUCGAUGUUCCCCGUUAACACACACACACGCAGACACAAAAGCCUACAAAACACACACACACAUACACAUUGUCGCCAACACUCAACAAACUGGACCUCAUCACCACGAUGAAUGAAAUACGAUUUGUUUCCCCCCUCUCUGUUACUGUGACCAUUAUGAUAUGUUUAAUACUGUAAAUAUGUAUUUGAAAAUGCUAAAUCUAUUUUUAUAAUUUGUUUGAAGAACAAUGUGUUGAAUAUAAUAUCUGCUCACUGUGUAAGGGUUUUAUUUGUUUGAAUUUUAGGGACAUAGCCAAGAAACCCUGGUGUUUGGAAUAUAAAACUCUUUUUUUCUUCUUCUUUUUUUUUUUGAUGAUUUUUACCUGUUAGAGGAAAAUCUGAUGGCUGUUGCAAAAUUGAAACGUGUUAUUAAAAAAUCUCCAGUACA
Molecule: messenger RNA, 5908 nt
Organism: Scatophagus argus
Lineage: Eukaryota; Metazoa; Chordata; Actinopteri; Scatophagidae
Product: ephrin type-A receptor 7
Exons: 18
Coding region: 554-3439 (961 amino acids)
Biological process (GO): cell surface receptor protein tyrosine kinase signaling pathway; axon guidance; protein phosphorylation
Cellular component (GO): plasma membrane; neuron projection
Molecular function (GO): ATP binding; protein binding; transmembrane-ephrin receptor activity
Source: RefSeq, a predicted model, not a curated record